Molecule: messenger RNA, 2914 nt
Organism: Equus caballus (horse)
Lineage: Eukaryota; Metazoa; Chordata; Mammalia; Perissodactyla; Equidae
Gene: STAR
Product: steroidogenic acute regulatory protein
Biological process (GO): intracellular cholesterol transport; steroid biosynthetic process; regulation of steroid biosynthetic process
Cellular component (GO): mitochondrion
Molecular function (GO): cholesterol transfer activity; cholesterol binding
Source: RefSeq, marked validated
GGACCCAGAGGCAGAUCCUGACAGGCUCAGGAGGUCUGGAAGAAGCUCCCCUUGAGAGUAGGAGCAAUAGCAGCAGCAGCAACAGCACUGCUACAUUUGCACCCGCGGCUGGAAACGAUGCUCCUCGCGACGUUUAAGCUGUGCGCUGGGAGCUCCUACAGACAUGUGCGCAAUAUGAAGGGGCUGAGGCACCAAGCUGCCUUGGCCAUUGGCCAGGAGCUGAACUGGCGGGCACCUGGGGGCCCGACCCAGAGUGGGUGGAUCAACCAGGUUCGGCGUCAGAGCUCUCUGCUUGGCUCUCAGCUAGAAGACACUCUCUACAGCGACCAGGAGCUGGCCUAUAUCCAGCAGGGAGAGGAGGCAAUGCAGAAGGCCCUGGGCAUCCUCAGCAACCAGGAGGGCUGGAAGGAGGAGAACCAGCAGGCAAACGGGGACAAAGUGCUGAGUAAAGUGGUCCCAGACGUGGGCAAGGUAUUCCGGCUGGAGGUGGAGGUGGACCAGCCCAUGGAGAGGCUUUAUGAAGAGCUUGUGGAACGCAUGGAGGCCAUGGGAGAGUGGAACCCAAAUGUCAAGGAGAUCAAGGUCCUGCAGAAGAUUGGAAAAGAUACCGUCAUCACCCAUGAGUUGGCUGCAGAAUCAGCAGGAAACCUUGUGGGGCCCCGAGACUUUGUGAGUGUGCGUUGUGCCAAGCGCCGAGGCUCCACCUGUGUGUUGGCUGGCAUGGCCACACAGUUUGAGGAGAUGCCCGAGCAGAAAGGUGUCAUCAGAGCUGAGCAUGGUCCCACUUGUAUGGUGCUCCAUCCCCUGGCUGGAAGUCCCUCAAAGACCAAACUCACUUGGCUGCUCAGCAUUGACCUCAAGGGAUGGCUGCCAAAGACUAUCAUCAACCAGGUCCUUUCGCAGACCCAGGUGGAUUUUGCCAACCAUCUGCGCAAGCGCCUGGAGUCCAGCCCUGCUCCUGAAGCCAGGUGUUAAAGACCAACUUGCUGCUCCCAACUGUUCCUAGCUGCAUUGGCUUGCAUGCUCAUCAGGAAAAUCCCUGCCAGAAGCCUCAACAUCUGUUUAAGAUCUUUAUCUGAGGAUAGUGUGAUGGGGUGGUAGUAUGUUUAGAGUAUGGUAAUAGGACUCAGACUGGUAAAAUUUUACUACCAAGAAAAUGGGGACAAGGCUCUUAGAAGAAACUUCUAGCUUCUUCACUGAUUAGCUACGAAAUGAAGGUUAAGGGUCCCAAAAUAUUUGUAAAACUUUUUCCUGGGUCUAAUGUCUACCUGAAAACAUCUUAAAAAUGCUACUGGCUGAUACGGGGUGCAGAGGUGCUAAAUACAAGGACUGGGACCUCAUGCUUUACGGGCUCAAGAGCUCCAUUCUCUGCAGGCAGUGUGUAUGGACAUUCAGGGUCUUACAAAGGGGCUCCGGCAACCCUCCCCUCCUACACCAAGUAGGUAGAGAGCUGCUCCACUGGACAAGCAACUCCCCACAGCAGGUGCCUGCUAAAAGCCUAGUCCAAGUUUUCUUGAUGAAAAAGUACAAAACUAAUUAUUAGACUGCUUCCCUUACUUCUUAGACGAGCAAGUCAGAAUAAAGAAUCAUAACUAACACACAAACUUCAGCCUGUGCAUGUUUUAAAAUUCUGCUCCUAGAAAAAAAAAAUCUAGUAAAUUGCAACUGCAUACUAAAGGAGUCCUGGACAAAGAUUUUAAUUAAACUAAAUCCCCUAGCUCAUUAAAAGGAAAAACUACUGGGUAGUUAUGUCAUUCGACUAGAAUCAGUUACCAGAAUCUUUCAUAAAAAUUUAAUUUCCACGAUAUGCACAAGCCUUCAUCAGUUCUUAAACUCUACAACUGGUAACAUUUCAAGAUGAAGAUUAUGACUGAGGAUUUUUAUUUACCUAAUUAAAAGGAAGGACAGUACCAAAUAUGAGAGAACGAACGGCAUUACUAAGAUAAAAACAAAUUUUAUUUUCCCGUAGUGAUUGUUUAGACCUAAAAAUGGAACUGAAUCUUUAGUUCAGAUUCUAUUAUAUCAGCUUUCAGCUUGGCUUGGGCUGCCACUUUAUCUGCUUAGUAGGUCAGUGUUUUACUAUUUUGAGGAGAUGGCUGGAAGAAGGGGUAAUAUGGUGUUAGCAAAUUCCCUUUCCAAGAUUCAGAGACUUUUUGCUUUGAAAAUAUAAAUCGGGAUCGGAUUAUUUUGUUAAAAUGUGCAAGUAGGAUGAAAAACCAACAUUACCACUUGAAGCUUUUCCAUUUUAGUUCUAAGAGCAUUAUGAACAUAAUUUGGAAACAUAGCUCUAGCUUAUUAAACAAAUUAGCAGUAGUGGGAAUGCUCAUGUUUACUGAGGUAUUGAAAUUUUACAAUUGGUAGAGGUAUUAUUAUUUAUUCUGAUUGUUUGUUAGAAUAGUCUAUUUUUGGCAUAGAUCAAACUGUUUAUCUUUCCAGGAGCUUCAGUGUGAGAGAGAGAGCUGUAGAGGUGUUUCUAGAACAGAAUUACCAUCCACUCCCAGCUAAGAAACAUGGUCACUUGUUUGAAGAUGGGUAAAGCAAUACAUACUCUGGUUUCAAAAGUAAAGAAAUGGUCUUUCAACACACACCAUGGUUUUGAGCUCAAUUAUAAUUUGCCUUCUUCAAACUACGCACUGUGUCUUUGGGGUGACUGGAGAGAUAUUUUCCCACUUGUUUAAUUUCAUAUUGGAAUAAAAUAAGUUGUCACUGAUGAUCUGUUUAAAGAAACCAUUUUAUACAGGACUGUAUGGGCGUGGAUAUUCUUUGAGCCCUUCAAAUGAACUUCUCAAAAGACAGACACUUCGAAUAUGAAGUAUAAAGAGGCAAAAUCAUUAUUUCUGUAACCUCUAAUUUAUGAAAGCCAAAUGUACAAAAACCUAAUUUUAUCAUUCAAAUUAAAUGAGUGUACAAGUUA